Linepithema humile (Argentine ant) is the source of this 2623-nucleotide messenger RNA. Its product is annotated as endoribonuclease CG2145. Gene Ontology annotation, molecular function: RNA endonuclease activity. Lineage: Eukaryota; Metazoa; Arthropoda; Insecta; Hymenoptera; Formicidae. The record is from RefSeq and is a predicted model, not a curated record.
AUAUAUAAACUCAUUAUACCAUAGCCGUUACACGUGUCAGUUUCUUUGAACCAUUGUAAGACUUCCAUAUAGCGAUGAAAACUCGAGUUUUAUUGCUUCUCUUUCUUUUCACGCUUUUCAUAAUCGAUGACGUAAACGCAGGAAGAUCCGGAUCUUCCCGAGGUUCAUCGUCACGAGGUUCAUCAUCACGAGGUUCAUCAUACAGCUCAUCGUCGCACUCCUUUUCAAGUGGGCACAGUUCGCCUAAAUAUGGAUCCGGUUCGAGUUCUAGUCAAUCCGGAUACAGUAAUUCGCACGCAACAGGAUCAAAGCCUUUUGGAAGUUCAUCAAGUGGACACGUGGCAGGAUCGAGCUCGGUUGGAAGUUCAUCAGGCGGGCAUGUGACUGGAUCAAGUCCUUAUGGAACUUCAUCGAGCAGCCACACGGGAUCGAGUCCUGGUGGACGCGGGACUUCGUUAGGCCAAACUUCGCAUCAGCAGAACAAAGACUUGUCUACGACUUUCAUACAUGCUGAAGGAGGAGGUGCCACUCGACCUGCUCAAACUAAUUCCGCGCAACCUAGUAGGCCGCCGACACCGUACGGUAAUACAGGAACUUAUCCUGGUCAAGUAAGAAAGCCAGGCUUUACGACGGAGAAUAAACAAAAUUCUGCGCCGCAUAAUCCGUCUGCACCGUACAAUCCAUCCGCGCCGCACAAUCCAUCCGCGCCGUACAAUCCAUCUGCGCCGUACAAUCCGUCUGCGCCGUACAAUCCAUCUGCACCGUACAAUCCAUCAGCGCCGGUUGAUCGUUUAUCGAAAUCCACUGCAGUGCCUUCGCAAAGCCACGCUCCAACUUCCUUUGGCCAACCGAACACGCCGUACAAUCCGUCUCACGGAACCAACAAUCCCGCGUGGAGUAAUCCGCAUUACAAUCCUAGCCAGCCUUACCCGCCAGCCUCGACCUCCAACGUUGGGUUCAAAGACCAUCUGCGUCCGCCAAUCCCAAUGCCCGUUCCUUCUCAUCCCAAUUCCGGAUCUCGUCCUCCUUAUCCCGUUUCCAAUUCACACGCACCGCCUUAUCCUGUUCAUCCGAGUGCCAAUCAACCCCAUUCCACCUUCCAUCCCAGCUAUUCCGCUCCCAGUCAGACGAUCGGACAUCCCUCCAGCUAUCCAGCGCACAUUCCGCCGCCCGUGCCGAACACGUUCGGAAAUCCGUACUCCACACACCCGGCCGGUGGAGCGUACGGCGCACCCGGACACGGCUACUAUCCCCAGCAGCACGUUCUGGCGCAGCCGGCGGCGCAGCCGUACAUCCCCGGACAGACGGUCAUAAUGGUUCCCGGUCAGCAAGACAGCGGCAGAGGCCUGGGUCAGAUGGUGAAGGAGGCCCUGGUGUACUCCACCAUCAAUGCCGGCGUGAACCGGCUGAUAAAUCCGCAUCAUCAUUAUACGCACGAUUACAGCGGACCGGCGAGCGGCAGCGGCGGCGGUGGCACGAGCGAGACGCAUAUAACCUACAAUAAUAAUUAUUUUAACGGCGCUCCCGCCGGCAACGCGCCCCUGGUGCCGGCUUCACCGAACGCACCUCCGGCGAAUGCUCCCGUCUCGUAUCCCAAUUAUCCAAUUCCGGUGAACAACCCGGCCAUCACUCCGGGUGUGUCAAUUCCUACAAUCGCCGGGAACAAUGCCAAUGUUACUGGUUCUUCAGCGAAUACAACGGCUGUCAAUACGGGAGGUCCUAAUGGAUCACCCGCUGACAACGCGACAAACAAUCAAGGGACAGCUGAUCAAGGCACAACCGCGUACAAUCCACAGUACAAAAUAUCGGACGGUGAUCUGUGGAUGUUGACCGAAGAACUGUUCGCAAAACAGGAAGCCAAUAUAUCCAAGUCUCUGACGUCGCACCUUCAAAGUAAAUCUGAGAAUGUAACGGACGCAGCUCACGGGCCAUUGAUCUACGUGCAACAAGAGGUGUACGAUUACCCGACGAUCUUGGCCAUCCGAGCGCUCUACGAUAAUUACGAGCACGAUUCCACCGUGAAGGAGAGCCGCACUCCCGAGAAGCAGAGGAAGGAGGACAUUCUGUUGGACGUAUUCUUGCACACGAACGUGAUGACCAGAACUAUGCAGUGGUUGUCGAGCCGAGGCUUCGUCAAUCCGGACGAUUUCGAAUGGAAGGACACUCUGCGGCGUAUCUGGUUCACUCAAUUCAACGGCGCGACUUCAGGGUUCGAGCGAAUCUUCACAUCCGAAAGAUACGGCAUGGAUCUUCUCGGCGUGCAAGACUGGAUCUACUUUAAUUAUCAAGAAUCCAAACAACGCAUUGAUUACAUGGGAUACGUCGACACCUUGAAGCUGGGCGAUAAUGCGUCGUUGCUCAAGUUGAACUUCAAAAUGGACGACAUCGUUGUUUCGAACAGGACGAUAUUCGUGGGCACGGUUCCCGAGCUUGAAAUGUCCUUGUACACGAUAUGCUUCUACGCCAGACCGAACGAUUUGUGCCCAGUUUCUCUCGGCGGAGCCAAGUUCAACAUCUUCACGCACUCGUUCAGAUAUUACGGGAAAGACCUGAUAGAUCUUGCGCUUCUUAUUUUCUAAUUCUGUACAAAUAAAUAUUGCAAUGAUUCGGUAAUAUGAACUUU